AUGCAAAGCACCUUAUCACUAGAAAGCAGCACUAAGUCUGAGUAUUUGACCAAACUUUUGGCAAUCACUGACAAUCAGACUUUCAUAUCGCAUGUAUUAGAUCACUAUUUCCUAUAGAAUCUAAAUGAGUAUUUAAAAGGAAAUGAACAGGUUUAAUUACAAGAACUUAAUGAGAAAAUUCUUCAACUUAGUGAUUAAUAUAGAACAUCAACUGAGAACUAUCUAGAUCUUAUUGAGACUCUAUUUAGCAUUUUCUUAAGAGAUAAUAUGUCAGGGCCUAGCGUAUAUACCCUCUAUGUAGAGGAAACAAAGGCCCCACUUAUUAAGGGAGGACCAUUACCAGAUACUCUUCUAGAUCCACUCUCAAAUAAAAAUCAAGCAUUAUAGGACCUAUUACUUCAGCAUUUCGAGAAGGAUAGUGAAUAGAUCUACCUGAAGACUUAAUUCCUUGUUUUAUUUUAUGCUAUUGAGAUCUUACUCACUAAUAUUCAUACUUCAAUUGAACAUCCUCAAUUCAAGCUAUGGAAAGCAAGGUACUUUUAUUUGCAUGAUUAGUAAUUGACAUCAAGUGUGGCACAUCUUAAAGAUAACUCCAUCAAACUAUAUGAGGAGUAUCUCUAAUAUUUCUUAGAGUAAUAUGAAGCAAAUAAGUCUUAAACAAUGAAAAAUACCUAUGUCUAGCUGCUUAUAGAGCAAUCAUAUUGCUAUCUGAACUUCUACAAAUAUAAGAAAUGCAAAAAGUGCAUUAAGGACGCCAUGAAAAUUCUUAAUUUAAAUUUAACACUGACUGGCAGACUUGGUCGUAGGACGAAAUAUUAAGAAUUUGAUAUUGCUUAGUUAGUACUCGAUAUUGACAAUAGAGAUGUAUAAAUAAUUGAGUCAAAGCCUGAAGUUGUAUCAGCUGAUGGUGAAGAAACUAAAUAGCAGAAGGUAUUACUUGAAGAAGAUACUAUUCUUUAUGAAGAGCCAAAGAUCACUGAUCCAUAAGGGGAACUAACUAAAAAGGAACUGAGUGUCGAGGAUUAACUUGUUAUCUUGGCCUAUGUAAACUAUGUGACAAAAACUCAUCCAAAAGAUGAAACAAGAAUGGAACUCCUUAGACCCUAUAUCAAUGCAUGCACAGAAAAAUCUAAUAAUUGGCUAGUCUUCUCUUUUGCACUAUUACAUAGAUCGAGAAAUGAACUUGACAGAACAAAGACUAUGGAGAGAGCUCUGCUAUAAAUCCAAACUCUGAUUGAUCAGUUCAGAGACAAGGAGCCAAAUACAGGAGUAAGAUUAGCAAAUUAUUUUUCAACUGACUACCCCUUACACUGGCAAAUGUAGAAAGAGUUAGCCAAAUACUAUAUGAAAAUCGGUGUCUAUGUAUCUGCCUAUGAGAUGCUAAGAGAGGUAGAAUUAUAUGAGGACUGUAUUUUGUCAAUGUUUAUGGCCGGAAGAUCUAAAUUAGCAGAGGAACUUGCUGAAGAAAGACUUGAAAAAUCAAAGCUAGCGUAACCAAAUAUACUUUGUCUACUCGGAGAUAUAAAGAAAGAUGUUUCAUACUAUCAAAGAGCUUGGGAAGUGUCUGGACAUAAAAGUGCAAGAGCUAUGAGAAGUUUAGCUAGAAUCUAAUAUUUCUAAGGAGAAUUUAAGAAGAGUGCAGAAUGCUACGAAAAGGCAUUAUCAAUUAGCAGAUUAUACCCAGAUGCUUGGUUUACUCUUGGCUGUGCCUAUAUGAGACUAGAAGAAUUAAAGCAAGCUGUUUACGCAUUCGGAGUUUCAAUUUCUAUUGAUGAAUCCAACUGUGAAGCUUGGUCUAAUAUCUCAACCUGUCAGAUGAGAAUGGAAAAAUAUAAAGAGGCAGUUAUGUGCCUUGAAUAAGCAUUGAAGCAUAAUAGAAAGAACUGGAAGAUUUGGGAGAACUAUAUUAUUCUAUCAAUCGAGACUUUGAAAUUCUAUAAGGCUGUAAGUGCUUCAAGAGAGCUAAUGAGAAUGGAUAUGACUGAUAGGUUAAAUGUAGGAUUAAUGCUAAAAAUUUGUGAUGUCUUCUUAAAGAAUUAUGUAGCCAAAGCAGGAACGCCAUUUGAAGAAUUCAAUAUUGCCAAAAAGCAGCUUUAUGCUUUCUUUGACGAUUAUACUGAGAAGGUAGCAAAAGAUUGGCAAGUUUGGAGACUCAUAUGCAGAAUUAAGUCAAUUUUGAAGGAAUCACAUGAGAAUAUCAAAAGCAUUAAGCUGAAGGAAAUCAGAGCUCUAUAAAACAUAAACUGGGAAAAUGAUAUGUAAGUUUAUCUUUUUUAAUAUGUGUUAGUGAUACUUGUGAAAAGAUAGAGAGAAGUGUGA
This is a messenger RNA of Stylonychia lemnae, 2319 nucleotides long. Lineage: Eukaryota; Ciliophora; Spirotrichea; Sporadotrichida; Oxytrichidae. The record is from the annotation of a GenBank genome assembly.